Messenger RNA from Capsaspora owczarzaki ATCC 30864, 1152 nucleotides. RefSeq lists its product as hypothetical. The transcript is spliced from 3 exons. The record is from RefSeq and is a predicted model, not a curated record. NCBI's taxonomy places the organism in Eukaryota, Filasterea, Ministeriida, Capsasporidae. The coding region runs from base 32 to 964 and encodes 310 amino acids.
UCCAAACCUCAGUCGUGAUUCUAGUACCGAUAUGGCUGCAUCCAGAGCCACUCUGCUCGUGUGCAAUGGCGCAUUGGCUGCACUGGCGAUGCUGCUAUUGAUUGCGCCUUCCAGCCUAACUGUUGUUGCAGCUACUGCGGGUGUGCCGUACCGCGCUGCAAUGGUCGAGCACUCGCCGGUCUUUCCCGCGAACGCCACUCCCGUCGAGAUGAUGGCCGCCAACAUGGCGCUCUACGAGCUCCAUAUGGUCGCAGCGAAGGCGAGCGGAGCGCAGGUCGUCGUCUUCCCAGAGUUUGGCCUCGGACCAAAGAACUUUAUCGACCGCGACCAGCUGCUGCCGUUCGCAGAGCACCUGCCGGCGGUCUCCAAUGCAACUGGACAGACUGCUCCGUGCUACGAUGCAUCGGCGCCGCCAGUGUUCCGCAACGCGUCCUGCUUUGCGCUCAACUAUGGCAUUCUCGUGAGCAUCAACAUGUACGACGUCCAGCCAUGCACCACGGCGAGCGACCCGCGAUGCCCCCGCGACGGGCGAUUCCAGUACAACACGGAAGUAGUGUUUGACGAGCGUGGCAUUAUGGUUGCCAAGUAUUACAAGACGCACGUCUUCUACUUGAACUGCUUUGACGAACCCGCGACGCCAGAUCUGGUGUAUUUUACCUCGGCCUUCAACGUCACGUUCGGCGUGUUCACUUGCUUUGACAUCAUGUUCGAGACGCCCUCCGUCCCGCUGGUCAACCUCGGCAUUCGCAACUUCCUGUACAGCGUUGCCAUGAGCGCCCUGGGUCCCGUCGGCAAGGACAUUUUUGAAAUCUGGUCGGCGCGUCACAACUCGACCCUGCUCGCUUCCAACGACGGCACGGGCCCUUCCGGAGCUUUUGUUCACGGCGUGAACAAGGUCAGCCAGCAAGUGAACAUCCCCGGCACGACAAAUGAGGUGCUGCUGUUGGCGGAUUUAGUGGCGUGAGCCAGGGGGAGCGCAAUUUUUGUAUUUGCGUCCUUUUUGAACAUAGUGUUUGUGCGACAUCGCCAUUGAACAGCUUGCCUUGGUGAAGCAUUGUUUGUCAGAAAUUCCAAAAUGUUUGUAGUGAUGUAAUUGAAGGGGCUCUUUUGUGCAAAAACGAAAAGAAAAAAAAAAAGAAAAACCAAAAACGA